CCUGGAGAAGCCUGGCAGUUGCAGCGCCUUGGCAGGCUCUGGAUAUGCACUCGAGUUUUUGCUGUGACGCUUAGGCAAAGUCAAUUUCUUUGAUUCCCAAAGACAUCGCUGGGGACAAUUCACAAGAGGCGAAAGAAACCCAAUUGGACCAUGGCGGGAUCCAAGGCUACGCAGACGGCCCUGUGUCGGGCUGGCUCUGCCCUCCUAGCACUGUCAGAAAUCUCUCCCCAUCCCCGCGCUCAUCGCGCCGUCGCGACCCAGGCUUUAGCCACGCUGCGCCGCCCGGCGCAUCCGCCAAACCCCUCCUCGCCCUCCCGCUCUCCCCCGCCGCCGGCAUGGCGGACGACGACGACGACGAGGGCCUGCGGCAGGUGCCUGUCCACCGGCACAGCCCUAGGCAAGAAACACACCUAUGGGAAGGGGGCAAAGAAAAGCAAGGCGGCCAAGGCGGCCUCCUCCUCCUCCUCCGAGGACGGCCCCGAGGACGGCGACGGCGACGCCGCGGCGUCCCCGAGCAAAAAGAAGGCCGACCCCGAGAACGCGGACGACUUUGGCGAGGUCGAGGAGCUGUACGCGCGCCUGACGAGGCGCACGCAAGAGAAGCUGCAGGCCAUGCGGCAGGGCGGACGCUUCAGCCCGGACGCGCUGGGCCGGGUCCCCGUCGUGCUCGCCAAGGGCAGCCCCGCCGUGCCGCUGUCCGAGGCGGCGCUCGUGGACGUCCAGGGCGGGCGGGUGGUGCAGCUGACGCUGUUCGAGCCGUCGCACCGGCGCGCCGUCAUGAGCGCCAUCCAGUCCAGCCCGCAGUUCAACCAGCAGCCGCAGCCGGACCCGGACGACGAGGCCGUCCUGACGCUGAAAGUCGAGCCCGAGCGCCUCGAGGACCAGCUGCGCGCCGUCAAGGAGGCCUGCCACGGCCUGCGGGACGGCCUGCGCCGCGCCACGGCCGCGCGCCAGAAAAAGCACGCUCAGUGGGGGCGCGCCGCCUUGAUCCUUCCCGACGCCGUCGUGCAGCUCAACAAGAAGAUACAGAAGAUGCAGGACGCGCAGAUGAAGGAGGUCGACCUCAUGGAGAAUGACUGCAUCAAGGCGCUCAAGAAAUCUCACGGCCAGGCUGUUUGAGUCUUGCCCUCCCCCAUUGGCUGCUUCCCCGGGCUCUGACAUGUGUUAUCAGGAACAUGUCGCGUGUAUAUUAUAUUAUACCUCUAGGCGAUUCUUGAAGGGGGUAGAAACCAGCUUCGGCCACCCUUUUUGACUUUGAAAACAUGGAAUGUCAGCAUGUCCCAGCUUGCCGGACAUGAAAGAGACUCAGGAAAGUCUCCAAGGUAAUGUGCGAUCUCGGUCAGGCACGCAGGGUGGUUAAAAAAAGGUUCUUUGUUUCUACAAAUGUACAAUAGAAGCGGUAUCGUCCACCACCCGUAAGAUUGCGGUGCUCUCCCUCACGACAUAAAUGGACAAAUGCUCACGCGUCCAAACGAGCGUCAGGCUACCACUGGGUCUUGAUGCGUCUGUCGUAGGUCCGUUUUCCUCUCAAGAUAC
Messenger RNA from Gaeumannomyces tritici R3-111a-1, 1536 nucleotides. RefSeq lists its product as hypothetical. The record is from RefSeq and is a predicted model, not a curated record. Lineage: Eukaryota; Fungi; Ascomycota; Sordariomycetes; Magnaporthales; Magnaporthaceae. The transcript has 2 exons. Gene Ontology annotation, cellular component: mitochondrion. Gene Ontology annotation, biological process: translation. Bases 151 to 1119 code for a protein of 322 amino acids. Gene Ontology annotation, molecular function: ribosomal large subunit binding.